This is a messenger RNA of Brassica oleracea var. oleracea, 833 nucleotides long. RefSeq names its product protein ELF4-LIKE 4. The coding region runs from base 277 to 621 and encodes 114 amino acids. Gene Ontology annotation, biological process: entrainment of circadian clock; positive regulation of circadian rhythm. The record is from RefSeq and is a predicted model, not a curated record. NCBI's taxonomy places the organism in Eukaryota, Viridiplantae, Streptophyta, Magnoliopsida, Brassicales, Brassicaceae. The transcript has 2 exons.
UUUUUUUCCUUUUAAAGGAAUCAUCAAAGUCUCGCUUUAAAUAUCUCUGUCUCAAAAAAAAAUACUGUUUGCCUACAGAAGAAAACAAGUGUAUUCUUUUAUUAUUUCUUUGCACAGUAUUCAAUAAUUUUUGUCACUAUAAAUUAUAGCUAAAAAUAAUCUCUUCAGAGAAAAUAUUAAUCUCGUUCUCCAUCUGCUUUCUCUCAUCGGAGCUCCUUUUCUGGUUCUCAAAGGAACCAAAGGACAAGAUUCUGAUCUUGUUGGAGAACCCUAAAGAUGGAAGGAGAUGUGUUCUCAGGGUUUGGUGAGAGACACAACAUGGAUGGGAAACUGCUGCAGAGUUUCCAGAAGAGCUUUGUGGAUGUUCAAGACAUUUUAGACCAAAACCGGCUGUUGAUCAACGAGAUCAAUCAGAACCACGAGUCCAAACAGCCUGAUAACUUGGGUCGAAACGUCGGUCUGAUCAAAGAGCUCAACAACAAUAUCAGAAGAGUGGCUAGCCUUUACGGCGACCUCUCUCAUUCUUUUGCAAGAUCGAUGGACGCUUCAUCAGAAGGUGAAUCUAGUGGAACCUUGAAAUCUGAUGGCAAAGCUAACCAGAAGAGGUUUAGAUCCGGUUAGUAUAUAUAAACCGAGAGCCACCACCCGAAGCUGAUUAAAUUCAAAGAGUCGGAAAGAGAGUUUUACUACUGCAAUAUCUCACUGUUGGAAAAUGAUAGCUACAUACGUUUCACCAAGAUGAUUUUCAUUUUCAGAUUAAUUGUUUGUUUGUUUUACUUUGAAGAAACUUGUUGUAAAGUUCACACAUUUCAGUUUAUGAUUUGGUUUCUCCA